AUGCCCACCAAACGAGCCCUGCUCAUCGCCAGCACCUACGGCGGCCUAAAUGGAACCAUAAACGAUGCCCAGACAAUGGAAACCCUCCUCUCUAAACGCGGCUUCGAGAUCAUCCCCUGCUACAACGAGAAUGCCACCCGUGCCGGCAUCAUAAACGCCUGGACCAAUCUCAUCGAAAGCACCUCCCCCGACGACGCAGUCGUGAUCUUCUACUCCGGCCACGGGGCCCUCGUGCAUGACGAGACGCGCAAGGAGAAGAAUAAAUCUUGGCAAUUCCAGUUCCUGGUACCCGUCGACUAUGAAGAGUCGACGGAAGGGGAUUUCCGUGGAAUCCUAGAUGUCGAGAUAUCCUACAUGCUCCGGGAUACGACGGAGAAGACUCGGAAUGUGACGAUUAUUAUUGAUUGUUGUCAUUCGGGGCGGAUGUUUCGGGAUGGCCCGGGGGAGGAGGAGGCUGUGAAGCGGAAGAGUUUAGACAAAGUCCAGUUUCAUGAUUUGGAUGUUUAUUUGAAGUCGUUGAGGGAGAAGGGGUAUUUUCAUGGUGAGGUGUUUCAGUUGGGGAAUCCUUAUGCCGUGCGCAUUGCUGCUGCCGCUACUGCCGAGAGUGCAUGCGAGCAUAUUAAUUCGAGGGGGAAGUGGUCGGGGGCACUGACGGAUGCGUUGGCUAAGGCUAUGGAGGAGACCAGUGGUGUUGAUGUGUCGUGGAGGACUACGCUUGUGAGGGUGUCGCAGUUGGUUAAUACUAGGCAUCAGUGGCAGCAUCCUCAGGUGGAGGGGCCGGAUACUCGGGCUCAUUUCUCGCUGCAGCAUGUUAAAUCAGGCGCGCUGUAUGUCAAGGUGGAGAAUGGUAAGGCUAUGAUCGAGGCGGGCAGUGUGGUUGGUGUGCGCAAGGGGAAUGUUUAUACGGUCGUUCCCUUUAUUCCAGAGGAGGCGGAGGAGGGCGAGCCCGUUGUCGAGGCGACUGUUACAGCUGUCGCGGCGUUUAAGUCUAAGGCUGCCCUGACGCGCAUUCCGUCAUGGAGGAGUAUACAUCGUGAGGGUGCGUUGGCAUUUUUGAAAUGCGACAUAGUUGACAAGUUGCCUAUGACUCUGCCUUCUAAUCUGGAGGGUCUGAAAGCCGGUGUGGAAGAAUCCAGGUAUCUCAAGCCGUCCGAAUCGGAGGAUAAGCAGGAGCCUUUGGCCGAAUUUCUCCAUGAAGAGGGCUCUAUCGUGCUAGUCAACCACCAGGGCAUCCGGAUCAGAACACGCUCGAUCAACAGCACUGAAGAGGCUACCGCACAAGCAUUCAGUGAUAUUAUCGCAGAUGCAGAGCGGCUGGCCAGGGCAAAGCGCGUCCGUGAACUUCGAUGCGAAAGGAGACAGGAUCUUCUGGUGCAUAACCUGGAAGUCACCGUCGGUACGGUAGAAGAUGGUGAGCCAAAGGUCAAUUUUCAAAUGGAAGGACACGAUCGUAUUACCGAGGGGGAAUCUGUUUAUAUACGACUUGAAAAUACUGGGAACGCUACAGUCUACGUAUCGGUGUUGAACAUCAACAUUGUCGGUACAGUAACAUCAUUGACCAGCGCCUGGCCACAUGGCAUUGAGCUGCCUCCCGAGCUUGAUAUUACACUUGGAAGUAAUUCAUUCGACGAACUAGUCGGCUCGCAGAUUUCUUGGCCGAGCGGUGUUGCAACCGAUCUACCCGUCGAAGAGCGGUUUGUCAUUUUGGUCUCUAACCAUCCCGUCAGUCUGAAUUAUCUCGUGGAGUCGGUGAAUCUCGACGUCGAUAUAUUGCGUGAUGCCGCCCAGUUCGUAAAGACGGCCGCUCAUCUCUACGACAUCGUCCAUGUUCCAUUCAAGCUUCACCCGAAGGGGCAAGAUCCGAACGAUGUCGACAAUGGGGAUGACGAUUCCUCUAGCGACACCAUUUUUUACGAUGCCCUAGACAAACCAGCCGAUCAAUGUAUCCUAGCAGCACAUCUCCCAGAACCGGAAGAUGUCGUAGAAUGGGCAGAUGCGCUGAGCUAUCCUCUAGACUCCGUACCCAAGGGCAUCUUCGGGGCUAUCGUCCGAACGAGUAGGAAUAUCCCCCCGUGCAUCCGAGUCAUAAACCAGCAUAGCGAAGAGAUCACCGUGGUAGUCUCCAAAUACCGCCCGAAUCGUCUUCUCUCAGAGGUAGGGCUCAAUGCCUCCGCUACGGGGGCUGGCGUCACUUUUGGCACAACGACAUUUAACGGCCCCGCUACUAAGAAGACCCUUGCUUCUCAGACAUGCAAAGACGGGUGCUCAGUUGCAACAUUUCCUCUCUGGUCUCACCGCGACGGCUUCGGUGUGGUUAGUAUUUUCAAGGGCGCCGAGAAAGUGCUAUAUAUCGAGAAUGACCGGAUCCCCGCCGGAGCCACGGCGUACUUUGCAAAUAAACCCAACCUGCGGCUUGAAAAAUAUGGUUCUGGAGAGAAAUGGGCGUGA
Aspergillus alliaceus is the source of this 2448-nucleotide messenger RNA. Its product is annotated as caspase family protein. The record is from RefSeq and is a predicted model, not a curated record. The transcript is spliced from 3 exons. Gene Ontology annotation, biological process: proteolysis. Lineage: Eukaryota; Fungi; Ascomycota; Eurotiomycetes; Eurotiales; Aspergillaceae. Gene Ontology annotation, molecular function: cysteine-type endopeptidase activity. Bases 1 to 2448 code for a protein of 815 amino acids.